Drosophila hydei is the source of this 307-nucleotide messenger RNA. RefSeq lists its product as uncharacterized. The transcript has 2 exons. Lineage: Eukaryota; Metazoa; Arthropoda; Insecta; Diptera; Drosophilidae. Bases 1 to 306 code for a protein of 101 amino acids. The record is from RefSeq and is a predicted model, not a curated record.
AUGGCCACCCAAGGAGCUGGUACUUCGGAUUUGGACACAGAAUCUGUGGAAGUUUUACGCGAACGCCUAAGCACAAUGAAGCGCUUAAUGGCCGAGCGUACAUCUCAGCAGCAGAAUAAUCCAGCAUCAACCGAAGAAAUAUUUUCAACUAAACGCCACCGAUCCGCUGGCAUCAUCGAUGGCAAUUUCCUGAGCAUCGCCUUUGGCGGCGCUUUGCUUGUGAUUGUCACGGUUUCAGUCUAUGCAUUCUACAAUCUAUAUCAUGCCAUACUCAAGAAGUUUCCUUCUCAUCACGAGGAGUUGUAAG